Molecule: messenger RNA, 3218 nt
Organism: Nycticebus coucang (slow loris)
Lineage: Eukaryota; Metazoa; Chordata; Mammalia; Primates; Lorisidae
Product: minichromosome maintenance domain-containing protein 2-like
Exons: 9
Coding region: 1-987 (328 amino acids)
Source: RefSeq, a predicted model, not a curated record
AUGUGUGAUUCUAAACAAAGUUCUGCUGUCUAUCGAUUCAAUAUUUUAAUAAAUCCUUCUCAUGUUGAAUUAGAUGCCGAACUUGGAAAUCACAUUUUACAUCAGCCUUUACAAGCUGCUCGAGUUUUUCAAUCAGUCUGUUUUAUUGCUGUUAAGACUCUCUCAUUAAUUGGACAAUUACAAACAGAAACUCAAAUUAAUAUUGUGCUGAAGUUAACACAUUUACCUGCUCUGCCAAGUUAUGCUCUUGAUCUUAGUGACUUUCCACUUGAUUAUACAUCUCAGAGAUUUUAUAUGCUACAAGGAAUUGUGAUUGCAAUGAUGACUGUAACUAAGCAUACACAAGGUGCAAGGUUCCUUUGUACAGAUGAAGCAUGCCCCCUUUCAAAAGGAUUUCAGUAUAUAAGAGUGCAUGUGCCUGGUGCUACAGAAUCUGCAACAGUACGAAACGACUUUUUGUGUAAUCUCUGUGCAUCUUCACUUCAAGAAGACAGAAAAUUUAGAGUAGUUGGUGAUAAACAGAUAGUUGAAAUAAUUACCACAAAGGCACUUCAGGCUUAUCGAGGAUAUUCUAACAACCAGCCAUUUAGAUUCCAGUCUCUUACAAUUUUCCUAAGAGAUGAAUCAGUGAAUAAAAUGAAUAUAGGAAAUGAAUAUAAAAUUAUUGGAAUUCCUACAUGUGUAGAAACUGCACAAACUACUGUCUGUAUAGAAGCAAAUAAUAUAACUUUUUGUAAUUCAAAAGUUCCUUCAGGAAUUAGUGACGACUUCAAGCGUCUCCUUUCCUUGACUUCCAGUUCAUGCUGGAAGUUUACAGCAAUACUUGCCAAUAUCUUUGCAUCACAGAUUGUUCCUCCUGGGACUUACAAUUGGCUCAAACUCUGUUUGUUGAUGAGUCUUGUACAGACAAGUGACCGUAAAAAGGAACUGGAAGAUUGCCUGGAUAUUUUAAUUAUAACAAGUGAUACUCUACUAGUAGACAGGUAAAUAUUCUCACUUUACCGCCCUCGGGUAGAGUGCCAUGACGUCACACAGUUCACACCAACCUCCAACUCGGGCUUCCGUGAUUCUCUUGCCUCAGCCUCCCAAGCAGCUGGGACUACAGGCGCCCAACACAACGCCCGGCUAUUUUUUUGUUGCAGUUUGGCCGGGGCUGGGUUUGAACCCGCCACCCUCGGCAUACGGGGCCGGCUCCCUACUCACUGAGCCACAGAUUCUUUUGCCUCAGCCUCCCAAGUAGCUGGGACUACAGGCGCCCGCCACAACGUCCGGCUAUUUUUUGUUUGCAGCCGUCAUUGUUGUUUGGCGGGUCCGGGCUGGAUUCGAACCCUCCAGCUCUGCUGUGUGAGCCUUAGCCGCUUGAGCCACAGGCACCGAGCCUGAGCCCAAGAGUUUGUGAGCCGUGACACUAUGGCACUCUAUCCAGGGUGACAAAGUAAGACUCUGUCUGAACACAAAAAAAGAAAAAAAAAAAAAAAGCACUUUUAGGUUAUCUACUUUGGGGCUACUAUGAAUAAUAUCAUGGACAUUCGUGCCUAGGUUUCCACGCGAGCAUUUCAAUUCUCUUGAGUAUGCACGUGUGCACACGUAGGGGUGGACUCUGGGUUUAGGUCUUUGAGGGCGUACUGGCUUGUUUUCCGAAGUUGCAAGCCACUGCAUUACCACCAGCAGUUCUAAAUUUUUUAGGCAAACAUCGACACCCUCUGCCUGCAGUAACAUGGAAAAGCAACCAUAGCCCUGUCUCUUCUCGGCCUGGGUGGGAGGGAGCAGGCGCGAAGAAAUUAACGCAGCGGGGACCAGCCGGCUGGUUUCCCUGGCCACAGAAGGGCGCCUGCAGUCCCGGGAGAACGCGCUCGCGCGCCAGGGCCCCGCCGCACCGGCGCUGCAGGAGCGCCACGGACUAGCUGGUGGGCGACUGCGCGGGUGCAAACCAGCACCCGGCCGAGGGCGGUGGUACCGGAGGUUGCUGUAGUGCGUGGCAGGGGUUCUGGGUCCUACUUGGUGAGGCUGGCUCCUUACCCAUCCGCUUUGGUUGUGAAGUGUUUUCCUGCCGCCUUCCCCUCCUCAGUCCAUCCCUGGUUGCUGACCGGGCGAGGAGGGGAUAGGAUUUCGCGCCUGUUGCAAGUGAAGCAGAACUUGGGGUUUGUUUUGUUUUGAGACCGAGUCCCACUCUAUCGCCCAGGUUCCAGCUCAGUGGCGUCGCCCUAGCUCAUAGCAACCUCAAACUCCUGGGCUAACGCGAUCCUCCUACCUCAGCCUCCCAAGUAGCUGGGCCAGCAGGCGCCCGGCUGUGUUUAGAGACGGGGUCUGGCUCUUGACCGGGCCGGUCUUGGGCGAUUCAGCCCGCUCGGCCUCCCAGGAUGCCCGGGUCACACGCGUGAGCCACCGCGCCCGGCCAGAACUGGGUUCUUUAUACUCUGGGGAGGGCCAAAGACUUAGAAUUCUAUCCCUCUUCGCCUUUUUUAAUGCUUUUCACAGCCUCCCGUAUCUUUUCGUCCACUUAAUCUUCUUCCUUGAAAAUCUUCGACCCCCAGCACCGCCACUUUAACGCUGGCGCCCAGACUUUAGCCUCCUCCUUUCCACGGUGCUGAGUUCCAGGCGCUGGUUUACUUCCCGCCGGCCUCGCAUAGACCUGGGCGUCGCAGGAGGCAAAGUCAGGUUAUCGCGAAUGAACUUUCCCUGAUCUCCCUGCGCUUCUCUUUGGGUGCCACACUACCUAUGAGAGCAACAUCAUCCAGUCACGCCAACCCACUUACCCUUGGCUAAUUAUUCUUCCCCGUAUUGUACGGACCCGCUACUAACCAGGUCCCGUGUAAAGUCUUUAAAAUUCUAGACUCUAACUACUCCAUUUCUCUUGUAUGUUGUAUGUAGCUAGCGCCCUAGCCACUGAGCUGUGGGCACCGAGCCAUGAGUUUAUUAAUUGCUAAAGCUCCAGAACUGGCCAUACUAUUUUUAAGAAUGUUGCAACACCUAAAAGCUGAUUAUUGACUCUUCCGCUACUCCAACCUACUUUACUAGCGGCGGCAGGGACUGAUUCCCAAAAUAAAAAUCUGACCGUUGGCUCGGCGCCUGUGGCUCAAGGGGCUAAGGCACCAGCCACAUACACCUGAGCUGGCGGGUUCAAAUCCAGCCCGGGCCCGCCAAACAACAAUCAUGGCUGCAACCAAAAAAAUAGCCAGGCGUUGUGGCAGAUGCCUGUAUUCCCAGCUACUUGGGAG